This is a messenger RNA of Nerophis lumbriciformis (worm pipefish), 2814 nucleotides long. Lineage: Eukaryota; Metazoa; Chordata; Actinopteri; Syngnathiformes; Syngnathidae. The record is from RefSeq and is a predicted model, not a curated record.
AUGACCCUUUUGAAAAAGAAGCCCACUUUCCGAGGAGAACCGUUUGGCUGGUUGCUGUCGCUGGUGGUGGUCGUCUGUGUCCCGAACGAGGUGUUCUGCCUGCGAGAAUCCCGCCUGUCUUUUUUCUUAGAUUUGGAGUUUGAGAAACAACUAGCCACCGUUAUCUCAUCGGUGGGCAAACCCGUGAGGCUGGAAUGCGGCCUGUUAGCCACGUUAGACGACGACGAAAUUCCCCCCAACGUGUACUGGAUGAAAGACGGCGCUCCACUGGCCUUCGUGGAAAACGACGACUACCAAAUGCUGGUUUUUGGAACGGACCGCUGGAUCGUACACAGCACCCUCAGGAUUAAAAGUGUCCAGCUUUCCGACAUGGGCACCUAUCAGUGUGCGGCAGAUGUAGAAGGCCAGCAGAUUUUGUCCACGGAAGGCAGCAUCCUGCUGGAAGGUCUUGCUCACUUCUCCACCGAGCCGCAGCACAUGUCCGUGGUUGCCAACGAGAGCUUUAGCCUACACUGCGUGGCCCACGGGCCGCCAGAACCGGUCCACAUCAUCUGGUUACAAGACGGCGCUCCUCUCAACACUGUUGACGACCCAGUGGCCCUGUCGCCCUCCACGCUCAACAUCACGGGUUUGAACCGGACUAGCAGUUUCUCCUGCGAGGCCCAGAACCGUAAGGGCGUUGCUGCCUCCGGCUCCGGCACUGUCACCGUACUACCGGCCGCACCUCACCACCUGCGAGCCACCAACAUCACCCCCACCGGCCUGCGUUUGUCAUGGCAACCGGGCUUCGGCGGCGUCUACCCGGUUGUCCGCUGCACUAUUCAGGUCAAAAUUCUGGACGAAACCUUUGACGAUCUGGACAAGCUGAUCCUGAACCAGAACGUGAACGUUCCUCCAUCCGAGUACCAGUUGGAUGACUUGGAACCGUACAACCACUACGCCGCCAGAGUGGCGUGUCACAGCAGCCAGGGGCCCUCCAAAUGGACAUCCUGGAUGGAAAUGCGCACAGCAGAAGGAGUUCCUGACAACCCGCCUGGCAACGUGACGGCGGUGGCGAACGACACCGGCGUGCUUCUAUCCUGGGACGAACCACCGGGGAAGUUAAACGGGGACCUCCAUGGCUACUUGGUGGAGUUGAGUACUCCGUCAAUGAAGGAGUUUGUAGCUGAUGCCGGAUUGGACUUGGAGCUGUUAGUGAACUUGACCCUCCCGCUAACAAACGUGACCUUCAGGGUCUGUGCGUACACGGGGGCAGGGCUUGGGCCCUGGAGCCCCACGCAGACUCUCAUGCUGGUUUCUCCAGAGUCCACUCAAAUCUGCUCACAUAUUUUCUUGACAGGUCUAUCGUCUCUGCCGGCUUUUUCGUGGCACUGGUGGUACGUGGUGAUGGCCAUGACGGGCGCCGUGGCCCUUGGCGCACUCAUGGCUGUCUACGUAGCCAAACUGCGGCGCAAGGAGACGCGAUUCGGAGACGCGUUUGAGCCCAUGAUGCAGAGUGGGGAGCUGGUGGUCCGCUACCGGGCGCGACGCUCAUAUAGCCGCCGUACCACCGAGGCCACGCUGAACAGCCUAGGCAUCAGUGACGAGUUGAGGUUGAAGCUCCAAGAUGUAAUGGUGGACAGACACAAGUUGACGUUGGGGAAGACGCUCGGUGAAGGUGAAUUCGGAUCUGUGAUGGAAGGUCAGCUCACGCAAGAGGACUCUGUUCUACGUGUCGCGGUCAAGACCAUGAAAAUCGCCAUUUGCACGCGCUCCGAAAUGGAGGACUUCCUUCGUGAAGCAACCUGCAUGAAAGAGUUCGACCACGCUAACGUCAUGAGACUUCUCGGUGUGUGUCUACAAACGGUAGAAAGCGAAGGUUUCCCGUCACCCGUGGUCAUCCUUCCCUACAUGAAACACGGCGACCUCCAUACUUAUCUGCUCUACUCGCGGCUAGGAGAUUGUCCAGUCUAUUUGCCGUCGCAGAUGUUGGUGCGCUUCAUGACCGACAUCGCCCGCGGGAUGGAAUACCUCAGCAACAAGAACUUUAUCCACAGGGAUCUCGCCGCUCGCAACUGCAUGCUGAACGAGAACAUGAACGUGUGCGUGGCCGACUUCGGACUCUCCAAGAAGAUCUACAACGGCGACUACUACCGGCAGGGACGCAUCUCCAAGAUGCCGGUGAAGUGGAUCGCCAUCGAGAGUUUGGCCGACCGAGUUUACACCACCAAGAGCGACGUGUGGUCGUUCGGGGUCACCAUGUGGGAGAUCGCCACUAGAGGCCAGACGCCGUACCCCGGCGUGGAGAAUAGCGAGAUCUACGAUUAUCUAAGGCAGGGAAAUCGUCUUAAGCAGCCACCAGACUGCCUGGAUAACAUCUACGCUCUGAUGUUCUCCUGCUGGCUCCUGAGCCCCAAAGACCGCCCGUCCUUCGAGUCUCUUCGCUGCGAGCUGGAAAAAGCCUUAGACGAGCUUCCGGACCCCCAAGACCCGGAUGAGAUUCUUUACGUCAAUAUGGACGAGUCUUCCUCGGAAGCCGGCGCUGUAGGCGGCUGCGACCCCAUGGGGAGCUCCUCCCCUCUAGACCUCAAGCGCCUGGAAAUGACCACGGCCGAGGUGCACCGCCCCAACCGCUACGUCUUGUGCCCGCAGCACGAAAGCGGACGGGUGGCGGCGGACUCCGUGGAGAGUCUGGACGCGUUGGCAGUAUCGUCUGCCGAUACGCUGCCGCUGCGCUGCUCGCGAUACUCUGCACACAAUGGCGAGCGGGCAGCCACGCCUGACGUGGAGUUGCUGGAUGAACGCGAAGUCGGCCACAAGGUGCCGUGGCAGUGA